GUUGACUUAUUUCUAGCAAUCUAUUUAAAUUGUACUUUUAAUUCAAAUAGAAUUAGUGUCAAAAAAGAAAAUAGAUGAAAAAAAAUGGCCAGACUAAACCAAAUCCAAUAUUCCAAGUACAGAUUUUAAGCUUCCUUCCCCACUGUCUGCUAUGUUGCCUUACCCCGGCUCACAGAGCGGAAGAGGAGGAGUUUGGAGCUGAUCCCUCUGACCGCCCGCAUGGUGAUGGCCCACCUGGUGAACCACCUGGGUCACUUCCCACUGCGUGGAGGCCCCGCCGUGCUGCACAGCCUGGUCAGCGAGAACCAUGACAACGUGCACGCCGAGGCCCCCGAACUGUCCUCCGAGGUGUUCCGGAGCCCAAACCUGCAGCUGUUUGUGCUGAAUGACAGCACCCUCAUCUCCUACCUUCAAACGCCCUCAGAAGGGCCAGCAGGCACCUCGCGGGGGGGUACCCUGUCAGACGUCAGAGUCAUUGUGCGGGAUAUCUCAGGGAAGUACUCUUGGGAUGGGAAGGUUUUGUAUGGACCAUUGGAAGGCUGCUUAGCACCCAGUGGCAGAAAUCCUGCAUUUCUGAUUUCGGGCUGGCAACCUCAAGCUUUGGGAGCUCAGAAAGAUUUUUCUCAAAGUGAGGAGGGAGAUGAUGUCCUCGACAAAUUACUUGAAAACAUUGGCCAUACAAGUCCUGAAUGCCUUUUACCAUCACAGCUAAAUCUAAAUGAGCCCUCCCCACCCCCACGGGGAAUGAACCAUGACCAGGAGAAGGAAAUCAUCGAGGUCAUUUUGCGCCAGAAUGCCCAAGAAGACGACUACAUCCAGAGGUGUAACUCUGACUCGGCCAUGAGAGUCACCAGCCAGGAGCAGCCCUCACCAGUAGAGCCACGAGGACCCUUUUAUUUCUGCAGGUUGUUGCUCGAUGACCUGGGGAUGAAUUCUUGGGACAGAAGAAAAAAUUUCCAUCUGUUGAAGAAAAAUUCAAAACUGUUGAGAGAGCUAAAAAAUCUGGACUCCCGUCAGUGCCGUGAAACGCACAAGAUUGCAGUGUUUUACAUUGCUGAAGGUCAAGAAGACAAGUGUUCAAUCCUCUCCAAUGAAAGAGGAAGCCAAGCAUAUGAAGACUUUGUUGCCGGACUUGGAUGGGAGGUGGAUCUCUCAACCCACUGUGGGUUCAUGGGUGGACUUCAACGCAAUGGCAGCACGGGGCAGACCGCUCCUUACUAUGCUACCUCGACUGUGGAAGUCAUUUUCCACGUUUCAACUCGCAUGCCAUCAGACUCAGAUGAUUCACUCACCAAAAAGCUCCGUCACUUGGGGAAUGACGAGGUCCACAUCGUCUGGUCUGAACACUCCAGGGACUACCGCAGGGGCAUUAUCCCGACCGCCUUCGGAGACGUUUCAAUCAUUAUUUACCCAGUGAAGAAUCACAUGUUCUUUAUCGCGAUCACGAAGAAACCCGAGAUUAAAAUAUGUAAAGGUCUCAUUGCGAUGUUUGAGCAAGGAGAGUCCAGAGCAAAGACCCGGAGGAAAGACAUUCACGUGUUGAUUCAUUCAGCAAACAUCUCUGCCCCGGUGACAAAGGGAGGUCGUCAAAGCCUUUCUGGGGAUGUGGUGGUGCCAAGUCUCCUGAGGGCCGCAAGUCCUUCUUGGACCUGUGCCCAUGAGGGCCUCCCCUGGUGCCCUGACUCGGCCUUUCUCUGCUUCCUUUGCAGGGCCCUGGCCGCCAGCCUGAGUGCCUCCCUCUCACGGCACCUCUUAACAAGGAGGAGAUGAAUGAGACUCCCCCUUCCCCCACCCCAAACCCCCAAACACAGAGACUCCGGGAAACAUCACUGCUCUGCUGGCCCUCGGCACAUCUUCCCAUUAACGGACUUCCAAAGUUCAAGGUGAACCCCACCGAAACGUCGCCGGUUGGACUUUCUCACUGGGCCGUGUUAUCUUGCCCUAGAACCUCACGAAACUUGAGCUUCCAAAGAAGAAGAGGGGAGGGUCACCACCACCCAGAGACAGAUGCGCUCUCAUGGGCCUUGACGGGGCUGCUCUCCGCAGGGAUGGCAGGAGAAGAUUCUGGGCUUUCGGGAAGGGGUGGAGUGCAACUGGUUUCUGUACCCCGAGUUGUUUAUAAACCCAAGCAAGAUUCACAGAAGGGCUGGCAAAACAGCUGCUAAACUGAGGAAUUUUCUCUGCAUUGAUUUCACUAGUUCUUAUGUUAGAUUUUAUGGUUUACUCCAAAAUUUCAUCAUCAUGGAAAUUGGCUUUCCCUAGGGUCUUUUGCCCAGGAGAAGUUUUAUCUGGGUUGCUGAGUGUUUUCCACCUGGUGCCUGAUGCCCACUAACGGGGGAGAGGUUUUCCUGACCAUCCUGGAGGCCCUCAGAUGACUCUAGAAACCGGGUCCUGUCCCUGUGAAAGCUCCUGUGGGUCAGGAGGCUUUCAGGGCCCAGCUCAGCACAGCGCCACGUCAACACGCAAGGCGCACACCAGCGCAGGCACUAGACUGAGAUAGGCCCCCCUUGAUGUCCAUCUGCCUCCAGAAGGUUCGCCCUGCAGUUGUGCUCUCCUGCCCACUGCUGGGGGAGGGCCCCGGCACAAAUGGGGGCUUUCUACCCAUUUGGCUCCAAGGAAGGCAUGUUGAGCCUGUUUAAAAAAAAAAAAAAAUAGAAGAAGAAGAAGAAAUGAAAAUCCCUACCUUCUGUCUGUGCUUGGCCAGCAUCCUUGCUGGGGGUCUGAGGGUGUCAGCGACAGAAAAAUCAGUUAGGAAGACCUGUCUGGCCCUCUGCCUCUCACCUAGGCCUACAGCCUGUCUCCAGAGUAAGCCCGUGGCUCAGAAGGGGUGGGGUGGGCAGCACAUAGAACACAGCCGCUAAGGACCCGAGACAGAUCGGUCCCUGCAAGGGUGCUUCCCCGCCUCCCGUGACUCUCUGCCUCUGUGCUCUGUGCCCACUUGGGUGUUCCCCACCCCCACCCCGGCGGCGGCUUUGGUCCCCUUCCUGGCAAGUCUCCUGAGCCCCCUCAGUCCAUCAGGGUGGCCGUUUUCACUGACCAAUCCGUUCUUUCCAUGCGCUGUUGCGUUGGUUUGGCCAGUACCUGACCCUUGUUCCCCACCCCUGCUCCAGGCGCCCACCCUCGCCUUUUAAAUAAUUUGGACUUUCUGGUAGGCACGGUUUGUCCACUAUCGCUCAGACAGCAGACUUGUGUUGAGCAGCUCCACUGGAUAUUUACGAAGUGCCCAGACCUCGUUCCUGCAGGGGAGAGCAUCACCUGUCCCUGGGCUCCAGAGUCCCAGGCAGGCUCUGACAGCCAGUAGCUUCUGGGAGGACAUUUUAUUUCCUGGCUCUAGAAAACCCCUGUGGCAUAAUUCUUGGAUUGAGCUGAAGUGUCAGGACUUGGAAGUCGCAUUGGACUCCCCUGGACUUGUGCUCUGUGAACCAGUCCUCCUAACUGGCAAGUGGGAAACUCGGUUGUAGGCAGCAUAUACCUAGACCUUUCCUGUCAUCCCUCCUGAUUUUAACUUCCCUGUGACCCCAGACUCCAGCCAGCGGUUUGGGGACUGGAGCUGCUUCUGAGCCCACUGUUGUCAGCGGCAGCAUUGGGGUGGAAUAGGGAGCAGGGAAUCUAGCAACCAGGUUUGCUUACGAUCACAUGGACCUGAAUCACUUUUGUUAUUUGGGGUGGAAAAUUGAAAUGAUCAAGCUCUUUUUUUUUUUUUUUUCACUU
Leptonychotes weddellii (Weddell seal) is the source of this 3711-nucleotide messenger RNA. Lineage: Eukaryota; Metazoa; Chordata; Mammalia; Carnivora; Phocidae. The record is from RefSeq and is a predicted model, not a curated record.